UUAGCAGUCGCCACCCGUUUAGGACUCCGGACCUCCCUGGCGCAUGUUAGUGUCGUCCCUUGUCGAGGAUUCGGCCCGCACUUCCCUGGCGCACGUUAGCAUCGUCCCUCGUGUAGGACGCGCCCGAACGUCUUUUACAUCGCUGACACCCAUUCGAAAUCUCGGCACGGCGGUGACGAAACCCGAGACGAGUCCAAAAAAUCCCUUCUCGCGCCCUCCCCCGACAAAAGUGAAAGGAAGUUCCCGAAUCCCAUCAUGGCAGGGACUCGGUCCGAGUUCGAUCUCGGGGCAUCUGCGGCGCCCCCAUUCGGGAUCCGGGAGUACGCCUUCGCCGAUGCGGGAAACCUGGAGCAUUGCGCCAAGUACCUUAACCAGACGCUGGUGACCUUUGGAUUCCCCGCGUCCCUUGAUCUCUUUGCUACGGAUCCCGUCUCGAUUGCAAGGACCUGCAACUGUAUUCAUUCUCUGCUACAACAGAGGCAGCGGGACAUCGAGUUCAGGGAUGCCUCCAAUGAGCAGAGACAAAGACUGCAAUCUGAUAUUUCAAGAUUAGAGGCAAAAGUUGAGAGGCUUGAGGCACAAUUAGCUGCAAAAGAUCGAGAGCUUGCUAGUUUAACACGAACGGAGGCUAAAAAAACAGCAAGUUUGAAGGCUCAGAUUGACAAGCUGCAGCAGGAACGAGAUGAAUACCAAAAAAUGGUCAUUGGAAAUCAGCAAGUGCGCACACAACAAAUACAUGAAAUGAAGAAGAAGGAAAAGGAAUACAUAAAGCUGCAGGAGAGACUGAACCAAGUGCUGAUGGAGAAAAAGAAGGAAUCUCGGUCAGGAAUGGAGAUUAUGAACCUUUUGCAGAAAGAAGGGCGUCAACGUGGGACAUGGAAUGGAAAGAAGGCUGACAACGAUUUCUAUAAGAUGAUAGUUGAUGCAUAUGAGGUGAAGAAGCAAGAGCUGAUGGCAGAGAAUUCUGAUCUGCGGGCUUUGUUACGUUCUAUGCAGAUGGAUAUGCGUGACUUUCUAAAUGCUCCAAGUGGUCUUUCACAACAAACCUCUACUGUGAAUGAAAGACAGGAUGCUGACUCUCCGCAAUCCCCUUUGGGUGGCAGAACGGAUGUCUUUGAUCUACCUUUUCACAUGGCCAGAGAUCAGAUAGAAGAGAGUUUGCGUACCAAGAUGGCUUCAAUAAAGUCAAGGAUGGUACAGUUGCAAGAUGCACAAAAAGGAGCGGAAUUGACCUGUGAAGCAACUGAAAGGGAACUUGAGCUUGAGGCUCAACUUGUUGAAGCUAGAAGCAUUAUUCAAGAGCAGGCUUCAAUAAUGUCAAAACAUUUAGCAAAAAAUGACAAGCCAAGGAGAUUGAGCAGCCAUUUUGAUGCCGAGAGGGAGGUGACCCAUUCAACAUCUGCUGAGUUGUGAGUGCUACACCUGCAGCGUGAGAAACGUCAGCAAAUUUUGAUUCAUCGAAAGAGGGAAUGCCACAGUGGAUAUUGAAAUUAAUAUGAACUACAGCAGUUCUUCAGCUUUUCCAUCAUCAGCGCGUCUUAGUACGCAAGUAAAGAAAUAGAGUUGAAAGAACAGUUUGAACUUUCUAAGUUUACUGAGAGCAGCAGCCCUUGCAACCUCUGAGAGAAGUGCUCCAGAUGAGGUCCCUCCCCUCGCUCCUCCCCUGCACCGACUUCAUCCCCGCAACAUGCAGCCCUUGCACAUCCAAUCUGCUGCUGCACCCCUCCCCAGCCGCCGACGCCUCGAUUAGCCCGAUCAUGGCCUCGCCGACCGCCUCGUAGUUCUCCCUCGGAUCCCUCACCUGCACCAGCAUCACCAGAACCAUGCGCUCCUUGCUCCCCGCCUCCGCCUUCUUCUCUGCAACCUCGGCGGCGGCCCUUCCUCCUCCCCCCAUCUGGAUGCGAAGCCCUUCCAACGCCAGCCCUUCCAUCUUCUCCACCGAACCCAGCAGCACAGCCUCCACGAAAUGCUCCUCCGCCCCCGUCACCACCCUCUUCCCUUUGAUCUCUCCCGUUUGGCGUCCGCUCAGGUUGCUCAUCGGCAUCGACUCAUGCAGGCACUCCCACAGCUCCCCUCGUCUCAAGGACGCCAUCCCACGUAUCACCUGAUCACCUCCGCUGCGGCUGUAGCGUUCUCGGCGAUCAAUGGCGCCGAAACUUGCAUGACCAACCUCCCCCACGGCCGGCCCGGUUUCCUGAUCUCAUGGAGAUAGCUGCCAUCCGAUAACCUCGUCAUCUCCGUGUGACCGUUCUCCGCCGUCAUCACGGCAGUGUUCUUCGGGCACUCCGUCUGCCUCUUCUCCGUGCUCACCCACGCGUCGAGCUUCCGGAGCUCCUGCUCUAGCUGCCUCGCUCUUCUCCAGUACGCUUCAGCCGCCGCUUCCCCAUCCCUGAAGAGGGAUGGCAUUGCCGGUGCCGCAGAGGGUUCGCACGUGGGCUGCGGCGGAGGGGCCGUAGGAAGCGACGGUGGCUGGCGGUGGGAGGGAGGUCGGCACAAGGAGAGGUACGACUUGAACCUCAAGCAACCUGCGGAGACGACAGCAGGAGACGGGUUCUGCCUCCUUGAGCUUCCGUUGCUGUUCGCCAUGGCAUGCAGCCUCUCUGGCCUCGUUCGCUCGGCUUCUGCUUGGGUAGAGCGACGUUGGAUGUUUUGGUCUAUUAUUUGGGAUACACAGCGGGAUGCUUGCUUC
Molecule: messenger RNA, 2689 nt
Organism: Musa acuminata AAA Group (dessert banana)
Lineage: Eukaryota; Viridiplantae; Streptophyta; Magnoliopsida; Zingiberales; Musaceae
Exons: 19
Coding region: 256-1413 (385 amino acids)
Source: RefSeq, a predicted model, not a curated record